CACCAUGGCCAAGAAGCGAAUUGCUGUGAUUGGAGCUGGAAUUAGUGGACUGGGUGCUACUAAGUGCUGCUUAGAUGAAGAUCUGGAGCCCACCUGUUUUGAAAGAAGAGAUGAUAUUGGAGGUCUCUGGAAAUUUCAAAGAAAUACUUCAGAGAAAAUACCUAGUAUCUACAAAUCUGUGACCAUCAAUACUUCCAAAGAGAUGAUGUGCUUCAGUGACUUCCCCAUACCUGAUCAUUUUCCCAACUACAUGCACAACUCCAAACUCAUGGACUACUUCAGGAUGUAUGCCAAGCACUUUGGCCUCCUAAAAUACAUUCGUUUUAAGACUAAAGUGCAAAGUGUGAAGAAGCAUUCAGAUUUUUCUUCCAGUGGACAAUGGGAUGUUGUUGUGGAGACUGAAGGGAAACAAGAGACUUUGGUAUUUGAUGGGGUCUUGGUCUGCAGCGGGCAUCACACAGAACCCUUCUUACCUCUUCAGUGCUUCCCAGGCAUUGAGGUGUUUGAAGGCUGUUAUUUCCACAGUCGAGAAUACAAAAGUCCUGAAGACUUUUUAGGAAAGAGAAUCAUAGUGGUUGGCAUUGGGAAUUCUGGAGUGGACAUUGCAGUGGAGCUCAGUCGUGUAGCAAAGCAGGUAUUUCUUAGUACUAGACGAGGAUCAUGGAUUUUACACCGUGUUUGGGAUAAUGGGUAUCCCAUGGAUAGUUCAUUUUUCACUCGGUUCAAUCAUUUUCUCCAGAAAAUAUUAACUACAGGACAAAUAAAUAACCAACUAGAGAAGAUGCUAAACUCAAGAUUCAAUCAUGCACACUACGGUCUGCAGCCCCAGCACAGAUUUUUAAGUCAACAUCCAACUGUCAGUGAUGAUCUGCCAAAUCACAUAAUUUCUGGAAAAGUUCAAGUGAAGCCCAAUGUGAAGGAGUUCACAGAAACAGAUGCCAUUUUUGAUGAUGGCACUGUAGAGGAAAAUAUUGAUGCUGUCAUCUUUGCUACAGGAUACACUUUUUCUUUUCCUUUCCUUGAUGGUCUGAUCAAAGUCACUAACAAUGAAGUGUCCCUGUAUAAGCUCAUGUUCCCUCCUGACCUGGAGAAGCCAACAUUAGCUGUCAUCGGUCUUGUCCAGCCACUGGGCAUCGUGCUACCUAUUGCAGAACUCCAGUCUCGCUGGGCUACACGAGUGUUCAAAGGGCUGAGCAAAUUACCCUCAGUGAAGAACAUGAUGGUAGAUAUUGUCCACAGGAAAAGGACUAUGGAAAAACGGUAUGUGAAGACACCCCGCCACACAAUCCAAGUGGACCACAUUGAGUACAUGGAUGAGAUCGCCACCCUGGUAGGGGUGAAACCCAACUUGCUCUUCCUCUUUCUCUCAGACCCAAAGCUGGCCAUGGAAGUUUUCUUUGGUCCAUGCACCCCAUACCAGUACCGCCUGCAGGGGCCCGGAAAAUGGGAUGGAGCCCGGAGAGCCAUCCUGACCCAGAGAGAGCGAAUUCUCAAGCCCCUGAGGACACGCAUUACUUGUGAGGAUGGUCAUUCAUCCUCACAGCUGUCUUGGAUAAAAAUGACCCCAGUGGGUCUGGCAUUUCUGGCUGCUGGCUUAGCAUACUUUAGAUACAUUCAUCAUGGUAAACAAAAAUAA
Carlito syrichta (Philippine tarsier) is the source of this 1636-nucleotide messenger RNA. Its product is annotated as dimethylaniline monooxygenase [N-oxide-forming] 5-like. The coding region runs from base 5 to 1636 and encodes 543 amino acids. The transcript is spliced from 8 exons. Gene Ontology annotation, molecular function: NADP binding; N,N-dimethylaniline monooxygenase activity; flavin adenine dinucleotide binding. NCBI's taxonomy places the organism in Eukaryota, Metazoa, Chordata, Mammalia, Primates, Tarsiidae. The record is from RefSeq and is a predicted model, not a curated record.